Phragmites australis (common reed) is the source of this 1227-nucleotide messenger RNA. RefSeq lists its product as uncharacterized. Bases 60 to 899 code for a protein of 279 amino acids. The transcript is spliced from 2 exons. Lineage: Eukaryota; Viridiplantae; Streptophyta; Magnoliopsida; Poales; Poaceae. The record is from RefSeq and is a predicted model, not a curated record. Gene Ontology annotation, molecular function: protein binding.
CCCCGCGGUGUGGCGGGCACGCACGCCGACGCUCGCGAUAUUUGCGGGAGGGGAGAGGGAUGAGCGAGAUGCUACUACGGAGCGCGUCCUCGCCGCUGCUCAACUACGCGCGCGCGCCGGCGGAGCACGGCGGCGUGGGGCACGUCGCUGUGGUGUCGCCGAGGCAGGGGGCAGCGCUGGACCGGGCGAUGUCCGAGGGGGACCUCGCGGCGCCGCGAGUACCCGCCGUGAGGGGUAGGAAGAACGAGGGACACAGCACGGCGCCGAGGCCGCCGCUGUCGGUGUCCUCGUCCUCUUCCAUCGCCGUCGAGAAGGAGGUCGCGGUCGCGGGCGCGCCGCUGCGCCGGCUGCUCACGAGCACGGGGCUGGACGUGGCCGCGUCCGCAGCGCGGGAGGCCGCCGCGCUGGCGCUCGUCGAGGAGGGCGUCGGGGGAGGUGGCGGCGGCGGGAAGGCAUGCGGCGGCGGCGGCCAGGGCGGCGACGGUGGGGACAGCCGCGCGGCCACCGACGCGCACUACAGACGGAUGAUCGAGGCCGACCCGGGCAACUCGCUGCUGCUCGGCAACUACGCCAGGUUCCUCAAGGAGGUGGAGGGGGACGCGGCGAGGGCACAGGAGUACUGCGAGCGCGCCAUCCUCGCGAACCCCGGCGACGCCGAGGCGCUGGCGUUCUACGCGGGGCUCGUCUGGGAGACCAGCCGCGACGCAGACCGCACCGAUGCCUACUACAACCGCGCCGUCCAGGCCGCGCCUGACGACUGCUAUGUCCUGGGCUCCUACGCCGGGUUCUUGUGGGACGCCGAGGAGGACGAUGAGGAGAACGACAACACCGGGCCGCUGCCACCGCCUUCACCGUUCUUGGGUGCAGCUCACCCUCCAUCCGUCACAGCGGCCUCUUAGGUGAACCGGAGAUCUCACCACGAGCAAGCUGGAUCUGGAACUUUGUGAAGAGCAACAUGCGAGGAGUCACGGCAAGCCAGGCCUCUCCGACGAGUCACCGCCGGCUCGCUGCCGCUUGUGAACUAAAUCCGGCCACAUGUAAAACUUACUGAAUCUGGAAGAGCACCAAGUGUCUAAGGUUGCCAUGGGUAGAAUUAAUCUGCAGGUCUAUGUGAUAGAUUCAUAUACAGCUUGUGACUGCAGAGCUUGUACAUGCAAAAUGUUCUUGAUCAGUUGUGUAUCAGUAUCAGUAUCACCUGUGAAAUAAACGUCAGAAUCGUUUGUUCCA